UGCGUGAGAGGUGCCAAGCUCUCUUAUGCAUUGUCACUCCACACUCCGUUCACUGCAGGGGAUUGAGCCAUUGGUAGCUACAUAUUUCUAUCUUCACCGAGCUACUGAUAGUGACUUAAAUUUCACUAACUAAAAAAUUAACAGUCUCCGUCGCAUCGGCCCUUGAGCGCCGUGUCAUUUGCGUUUCUUCUAUGCAACCUAUGCCACUCUUCCGGUCCUCUGAGGCUAGAAUUUCAGAGUUAAGCACAUCUGUGUCACACCUGCCUCUCUUCAAGCAGGUGUUACGCGAUCCAGCAGACUCUCAACGGUCUAACUACAACGCAAAAGGUCUGUUUGUCUCUCUGUGGUCCCUCCUGUGGUAGCCUAUAGUAUAUACUUCGGGCGCCGCUGCGGAAGAGGCGAGCAGCGAUGUUGGGGUCCGUCUUCGUGUUGUUCCUGCUGGUUACAACAUAUGUGGGGCAGUCCCAGGGCUUACGACAGUACCCAGCCGACUUUGAGCACCUGCAGCUGCCGUCCUCCUUCCCCUCCGACCUGCUCCUCUUCAUCGCCGUUCCCGUACAGCGUCCAUGGGAGCUGCGGGAGGCGGAGGGCGGCAAGGUGUUGGUGGAGGCGGUGCAGGUGGUGGACGAAGGGAGGGCGGCCAUACCUGGUGACGAGGGAAUAGCCGUUCAGAGACUACGAGACGGGACGAACGUGUCUUUCAGAACGAGUUCGCUCAGUGAGUCAUUUCUGGCGGACGGAGACCUCCCUCGGGCCGUCUUCAACCUCCAAGUGCCGUUCGUGAUACCCCUCGAGCUCGACUUCAUGUACACCCCCGAGAGUACCCCCCUCAAGAUGUGCUCCGUGGACCUGCGCACUUGGCGGGAGAACUCCAUCACCCACAUCAUGAACCAGCUUGGCCUGCCGGACGUGCCGAAGUGGAAUCGCGGGCCAGUGAGGGAGAAGGUGAGGCUGAUCAAGGACAUAAUGGCCUCCAGAACCCACGAAGACUUGCAUAACAACUCGGAGGCGACAGUUGACCUUUUGCAGUACGUGUGUUGGGCCCUGAGUCUGGCGGAGGUCCUCUACCACGACUUCUUGGGGAAUAGCCCCUUGAGGGGGCCACAGUACCAGACCUUGCGGGCAGAGGGCGUGGACACCUACCGCCUUUUACAGAACAGAAUUGCCUUACUGCACCAGGCUUUCCAGGACCUCAACGUCUCCACCUCGAUGUCAGAUGAGCUGGACAACGUGAAAAACAAAGUCACCUCGUCUCUGGAUAAACUGUCUUCCUAAUAACCUCAGCCCCUUCACGUUUGCGGCGUCGAGGAGCUGAACUGAGGCGAGAUGGGACUCCAAAACACAUGAAGAGAGUUUUUGGGCAAGUUUUACAGUCCAAUACAGGAAGUUUGUGAGCUCCCCAACCAAACACAAAAUACGACGAAAAUUCCUUGUUUGGCGUUGAUGGAGAAAGGAGGAAAUUUUAGGAAACCACACAUCAGGAAAUCUCUUUAUUAAUAUCCUUCUCCUUUGUUGUUUUACUUGCAACAUUUAACUAUCAAUCAAUCAAUCAGUAUCUGGUUUUGAGUGGAAAUAACGGAUCAUUGAGGGGAGUAUAGUUUGGUUCGGGCGCUUACAAUGACUCGAGGCCGUAUUUUUAAACAUUUCGUCUCCCAAGUUCACAUAUU
Messenger RNA from Eriocheir sinensis (Chinese mitten crab), 1667 nucleotides. RefSeq lists its product as uncharacterized. The coding region runs from base 409 to 1275 and encodes 288 amino acids. The transcript has 6 exons. The record is from RefSeq and is a predicted model, not a curated record. Lineage: Eukaryota; Metazoa; Arthropoda; Malacostraca; Decapoda; Varunidae.